Molecule: messenger RNA, 1078 nt
Organism: Rubroshorea leprosula
Lineage: Eukaryota; Viridiplantae; Streptophyta; Magnoliopsida; Malvales; Dipterocarpaceae
Source: the annotation of a GenBank genome assembly
UUACAAACCCCUCUUCCCUUGUUCUAAAAUUCAAAUUUGAGACCUUUAAUCUAGAGACUCAAACUCUUAAUCAUGUCUUGUAAGGGAUACUAUCUUACUCUUAGUUGUAGAAUCAUUCACUAGAUGUACAAAAAGAAAAAAAAAAUGAAGAAGAAAAAAACUGAAAACCGACCCUAUAAUUAUAUCCAGCCAAGAUAGAAUGUGAAUGGGAGAAAAAAUAAAAAAAUAUGUACCAUGUUGAGGAAUUGAUCCAUAUUCAUGUCUUUUUCUUUGAAAACGUAUGGGAAUAAACAACUUUGACGAGACGAUGUCUUUCCUCCUAAACGUACCGACCAUGCAGCUCUUCCAAGGAAAAAACGUGUUCCAUGGAAAAAAUGGUAUUCCAUGGAAAAAGGACAGCAUAUGUUCCCUAAAUACAUUCAAUCUACACCGAAAGUGUCAUAUGACAACGGGGGUUUGAAUUCAGUGGACAGAUUGCUUAAUAUAUCCAAUGAUCAUAUUUUAUAAUGUCCCAUAAAACAUUCUAGGAGCCAAUAUUUUUCAAUCCGUGAUCAUAAUGUUUACCGUGUUGGACAUGCUAUCCAAGAUGCCAGCCGAAUUGGAUUCAAAGUUAGGCCAGUCAAGUCAAGUCAACCAAUGGCUGAAUGUUGAUUUGCUUGAUAAGAUUCCUGGAUGAAAUGAAAACGAGUAAAAGAAAUUUCAGUGACAGCACUAGUUUUCCAAGCAAUCAUCAAGUCGGUAACAGCUGGUGGAAAUGGUGUUAAUUGACGUGGAACAUCUUUUUGUGAUUCACAAUAAGCACAUUUUGAAUGAACAUGUGUGUGUGUGUGUGUGUCCACAGUCAGUGCAGAUGGGUGCACGUGUAAUUGAGAGAGAAGGAGAUCAUACCUUUUCCUCUGGAAUGGGAUGAGCUUGAGAGAGAGGACUAACCUGCCAGCUUUCCAUAUUUGCAAGCAACUGGGUUAUGGUGUUAAGAUGAGGAACACUGCAAAAUUUGUAACUCAAAUAAGCCAAGAGGGUCAGAAAUCUUAUAUUUGACAACUUAAGUAAUUGGGAUCAAUAAAAGGCCUCUUUUCAC